AUGGAAGUUUGCGGAGCAACCAGUAUAACUGGUCAAGGCUUCGUAGACGCUGCCUACUUCCGUGAUGCAUAUUUAUGUGAACAACUGACUGAUGUAAAACAACAUCUUCCAACUUGUGAUUACCCAUAUCCAGUUACACAACACCAGCAUUUAUAUGAAAAUGUUUCGACAUUUUCAUUUCCACAGAUCACUACUACUGCUACUACUACUACUACUAUAAACUCAUCUAGUACUAUUUCACAGAAUUUCACCCCGAAUAAUUUAGCCCAUGACAGUCAACGAAACCGUCAGCAUCGUUUACAACCUACACUACAAACAAUGUCAUCAACUUUUGAACAUUUCUAUCCGAAAGAAAUGUCAACAGAUCAAAUGUACACCCAACGACAAUAUCAUCAUCACCAUCAUCAUCAUCUUCAAUCACAACAACAGCAACAGCAAAGUCUUUCACAACAUUUUCUUCAUCCUAAUAAUCAUUAUAAUAAAAAUGUAAACGAAGAUUACAAAAUGAAUGAAUUUAAAUUUAUCAAUGAAACAGUUGCCAUGACUACAUCCUCCAUUAAUACUCCAGCAGUUAUCGCUACACUAGCUAGUACUACCACAACAACAACAACAACUCCUGCUACUACUAUUCCGUAUACAAUGAAACAAACUACUGUCCAUUCUAUACCAACUUCCAAUGAGAAACAAGAUUAUACAUUGAAUAAUUUGAAUUUAUGUAAAACUUUAUUAUUGAAUUCAACAGAGACAAAUCUAUCUCAAUGGGAUGUGAAUGAUCCGAAAUUACCAAAAAUUCGUCAAUUCGAUUCAUUUACAAUGUGGCCACAAGGACAUUGUCGUUAUGCUUAUAAAAAAUCACUAUCUGAAGGAGCUCGACGUCAUGCUAGCGGUUGGGCAAUGCGUAACACGAAUAAUCACAAUUCACAAAUAUUGAAAAAAUCCUGUCUUGGUGUAUUGUUAUGCACAUCGAAACAAUGUACACUAGCUAUGCGACCAGCUAUCUGUGAUAAGGCAAGACGACGUCAAGAAGGUCGACAAUGUUGUAUGCCAAAUUGUACUGGACGUAUUUACAUUCAAUCAUGUCAUGGUCAUGGCGGUUAUCCUGUGACACAUUUUUGGCGUGAACAUGGUGAUACUAUUUAUUUUCAAGCUAAAGGUACACAUGAUCAUAUACGACCUGAUUUAAAACCAGUUCGUGAUACAGCAGCUAGACGUCGUAAACAGCAGCAACAACAACAGCAACAUGCGGCGGGACAAGUGGACAGUGGCAGUGAACAACAUCGACAACGUCAACAAAAAAUGUCACGUUUACAUAACAUAAAGAAUGCUAAAUCCAAUUGUGUAACACAUGAAAAGAAAUCAACACUUAUGCGAGAUACAUUGAAUUUGCCUUAUACAACUGAAGUAAUCUUGCCAAAUACUACUACUAACAAUAGUAUUAUUACUCCGACUAUUGAUUAUGGUGUUGAUAUGAUGAUGAUGAAUAUGACAUCAUUUCAUCAUCCUGUUAAUAAUGAUCCAUGUUCUAAUCAAUUUUUACACAUGCAUUAUGAUAAAAGAACAAAUAUUGAACAUGUACCCAGUGAUGACACAAAACUUACUACUAAUAAUAGUGAUCAUGAAAAAAAUUUUCUUUCUAUUUUUAUCAAUUUAGAUUUAAGCAAACAAAUACCAAUCAUCGAUUCGUCUUCUACUUCUACUACUUCUUAUUGUGACAAUUCAAUAGCAAAUAAAGAACCAAUCUUUCCCGGUUCAAAUCCAUUUGAAAAUAGCAAUGAAUUUAAUUCACUUGAAACUGAUAACAUGCUAACAACAGAAAUGAUACAUACAAAUGAUUUAAUAAACAAUCCAGUAAUACCAUUGAAAACAACCAAUCAUUUGUUAGAAAUGACAAAAACCACAUUAACACAGAAUGCGACAAUCAAUAAAUUGAUGAGUGCUUAUACUAAUAAUACUUGCAGUCAGUCAUAUGAUCCGACUACACCGAUGACAAGUACCUAUGAUACUUGUGUAACAUCACCAGUAGAGAAAUUCCCUGCUGUCUAUACUCAACAAGAUUCCAGAGAAAUGCAUAACAAUAGUAAUAAUAAUAAUACUGAUAGUUAUUCUUCUUCUAAUUAUUAUUAUUAUUAUCAAAAUCAAAUGAAUUUAACACCGACUAAACUGUCUACAACAUCAUCCGCAUGUAAUACAUUUUAUCGAUAUCAUUUUAUGAAUCAAUUGUUGAUGAAUUCACAAUUCAAUCCUACAAAUACUACUUAUAAUACUACCAAUACUACUACUACUACUACUACUACUACUACUCAUAAUCAUAGUAAUAAUAGUAAUACAUGUGGUACAAAUAGUGAAUCGACAUCGACAACUUAUGGUUUAAAUGCAUCAUGGUCAACUCCGUCACCGCCAACCUUUGGUGGAGUUGGCGGUAAUUCCAGCUGUUUAUCGAACAAUGUGAAUACUACUAAUGAUACAGUAUACAAUGGUGUACUGAUCGAUAAUGUUCCAUUGCAUAAUCAAGUAGCGUUAGAUUCAUUGAAAGAGUUACAAUCAUCUUUGUUGUUGAAUAAUAAUAAUAAUAAUAAUAAUAAUAAUAAUAAUAAUAAUAAUAUUAAUAUACAAGAUGGAAAUCACGCAUGGAUUGAUCGUUGUGAUCCGAUGCCUGUUUUUACUACUAAAAAUAGAAAUAACAAUAAUAAUAAUAAUCAUAGUAAUAGUGAUAAUAAUGGUAGUAUAGAGACUUCUUCAACAUUUUAUGAUCCAAUUAAUCAUCAACAUCAACUUCAUCCUGAUGAUGAACAUUAUCCAACAUAUAUGCAUAAAUUGAAUUUGGCCGGUUAUCAUUUGACUGCAUCAAGUCAACAUUGUCAUAACAAUCAUAUCCAUGAUAAUUCCAAUGAUCAUUUAUCAUCAAUGCAUCAGACAGAUUUAACAUCAUCCAUAUUUAUGUCAUCUAGUACACCGGUAUCAACUAUGCCGUCGAAAACACUGCCCAGAUUAUAUACUUUAUCUGAUGAUGAUGAUGAUCAUGAUGAUCAUGAUCAGAAUCAGAAUCACAAUCAUCAUAAUUUUCAUACACCUACAAGUCGGUUGACACAAACAGCUGACACAAAUCAUAUGCAUCAAAAUCAUGUCGCAUUUAAUUAUGUCACUCCAAUACCAUUUUAUUUAAAUAGUAGUUCUGAGUCAAGAAGUACACGAACAGAUAGUUCCAGUGAUAGUAGUCAAUCGAAACAAAUGAUACUAUAA
This is a messenger RNA of Schistosoma turkestanicum, 3240 nucleotides long. The record is from the annotation of a GenBank genome assembly. Lineage: Eukaryota; Metazoa; Platyhelminthes; Trematoda; Strigeidida; Schistosomatidae.